Osmerus eperlanus (European smelt) is the source of this 4009-nucleotide messenger RNA. Its product is annotated as activin receptor type-2B-like. The record is from RefSeq and is a predicted model, not a curated record. Bases 358 to 1896 code for a protein of 512 amino acids. Gene Ontology annotation, molecular function: ATP binding; activin binding; activin receptor activity. Lineage: Eukaryota; Metazoa; Chordata; Actinopteri; Osmeriformes; Osmeridae. Gene Ontology annotation, cellular component: plasma membrane; activin receptor complex. The transcript is spliced from 11 exons. Gene Ontology annotation, biological process: activin receptor signaling pathway; cellular response to growth factor stimulus; protein phosphorylation.
GACCGUGUCCUCGGCCAGCCGCGAGCACACUGUCGUAAAGGUUACGCACGACGCUGGGAGCGAGACGUUACAUGCUUGUUGAUAGACGUCAGAUUUAUUUUACCUCGUUGGUUUUAUGCGCGGGACUAUAUCAAUCAUUCUCCAAUGGAUUUGUUUAUAUGUGAAACUUAUUUUUAGCACGGGCAAUUGUGUAGCAUUAGAGAGCUGAACACACAAAAGCAACUCUCGUGGACAUCGUAGGGCCUCGGUGCUUCCCGGCUCGCGUGUGUGUUGUGCGGAUCAUCAUUUUAAAUGUUCUCAAAGGAAAAGAGACUGAAACGGAGAAAAUCUGGUGUGUUUCUUUUUAAAUAAAGGAAUAUGUUUGCUUCUUGGCUGACUUCUGCUCUUCUUCUGGGAACUUUGUGUGCAGGAUGGAGCGGGGCGGAGCGGGACACGCGCGAGUGUCUGUACUACAACCACAACUACCAGGUGGAGAGGACCAACCUCAGUGGCGUGGAGAGCUGCGAGGGGGACCAGGACAAGCGCUCGCACUGCUAUGCCUCCUGGAGGAACAGCUCUGGAACCAUCGAGCUGGUGAAGAAAGGCUGCUGGCUGGAUGACUUCAACUGCUAUGACAGGCAGGAAUGUGUGGCGACAGAAGAAAAUCCCCAGGUGUUCUUCUGUUGCUGUGAGGGCAACCUGUGCAACAAGCACUUCACACACCUGCCUGACAUGAACGGACCAAGUAAGGUGAUCAAGGCCCCGGCACCCAGCGCCCACCUGUACAGCGUGCUGGGGUACUCCCUCCUCCCCAUCACCCUGCUGUCCCUGGCCCUGCUGCUGGCCCUCUGGAUGUACCGCCACCGCAAGCCUCCCUACGGCCACGUCGACGUCAAUGAGGACAAUGGCCUCCCUCCCCCCUCGCCCCUGGUGGGACUCAAGCCGCUGCAGUUGUUGGAGAUCAAAGCUAGGGGGCGCUUCGGCUGUGUGUGGAAGGCCCAAAUGAUGAAUGAAUACGUGGCUGUGAAGGUCUUCCCCAUCCAGGACAAGCAGUCAUGGAGUAACGAGCGUGAUGUGUUCUCCACGCCGGGAAUGAAGCACGACAACCUGCUGCGCUACAUUGGUGCGGAAAAACGAGGAACCAACCUGGAGAUGGAACUGUGGCUCAUCACUGAGUUCCACGAGAGGGGUUCCCUAACAGACUAUCUGAAGGGGAACGUGUUGAGCUGGCCUGAACUGUGCCACAUAGCAGAAACCAUGGCAUGCGGCCUGGCUUAUCUCCAUGAAGACGUCCCUCACUGCAAGGGGGAAGGGCCCAAACCAGCCAUCGCCCACAGGGACUUUAAGAGUAAGAAUGUGAUGCUGAGGACAGACCUAACAGCCAUCAUUGGAGAUUUUGGUCUGGCGGUACGGUUUGAACCAGGCAAGCCUCCAGGAGACACACAUGGCCAGGUGGGGACCCGUCGCUACAUGGCUCCCGAGGUUCUUGAAGGAGCCAUCAACUUCCAGAGGGACGCCUUCCUGAGGAUAGACAUGUACGCACUGGGCCUGGUGCUCUGGGAGCUUGUGUCACGCUGUAAAGCUGCUGACGGUCCUGUGGAUGAGUACAUGUUGCCAUUCGAGGAGGAUAUUGGGCAGCACCCGUCCUUGGAGGAGCUGCAGGAGAUUGUGGUUCACAAGAAGAUGAGGCCUUUCUUCAAAGACUGCUGGCUCAAACACCCUGGUUUGGAGCAGAUGUGUGAGACCAUCGAGGAGUGCUGGGAUCACGACGCUGAGGCCCGUCUCUCUGCAGGCUGUGUGGAGGAGCGCAUCUGUCAGAUCCGCCGUCUGGCUGGCCCCCCUACCUCAGACUGCUUGGUCUCCAUGCUGACCUCCGUCACCAACGUGGACUUGCCCCCCAAAGAGUCCAGUAUCUGAGCCCUAGGGAAGGGGCGUCCCACACCAUGUUCUCGAACCCCCCCCCCCCCCCCUCUUCAGGACCGCCACACACAAGUGAAACAAAUGUGCCCUCCUGUCAAUCUCAGAAACGCCACAUGGAUACAGCUGCUAUUUUAACCAGACAUGUUUUUUUUUAUUAUUUGUAUUGUUAUUAUUAUUGGUUCUGUUAAUGUUACUUUUUUUCUCCAAAUCGGAUCAAGACUACCAGCACAUUUCUGGACUUCUUCUACUGUUUUAUACAAUGACGCGAGGACGUACUACAAAUUAAAACUGACGGGGAGAAGGGCAGCUGACGUCUGUGUGUAUGAGUGCUCAGGUUCAGACUGCUGACUGGUCCAGGACCUCUCACAGUCUCUUGUCUUGUACUCCAUCUCGGCCACAAGACCUCCGCCCAGACAAGCCCGCUUAGCAACCCCACCCCAGCCCUGCAGCCUCUCUGUUGAUCUCAGCCACUAUGCUGCAACCCUGCAGAGGAACUCUUAGACUGUUACACACAACCAAGCUUCCUCAAGGGACUUUUUAACGUUUCUAUGACGUCACGUCCGUCUCCCACAGUGCUACUGACCAUCGGACCAACGGGUGUCUAGAAAACACAGGAAACAGGAAAUGCAACACCACUAUGUUUGGACAGGUUCUUUUGAUGUGUGGAUGCACGGGGACAAGUGGAAAUCGUUCUGGGUCAGAGGGUUGGGGGUCAAAUAUUACAGCUGGUUUCUUCAGGACGUUUGUAACAAAGAAUUGACACGGGAAAAGGAACUACGUCAAGAUCUGUGAUGUCAUCACCUGGUUUGGUACGGAACUGAUUCUCAGGUAACCAGGGUGGAGACACAACUCGACCUCCGCAAUGUUUGGUGAUCUGGACUAUGAUGGGAGGAACUAUGACAUACCACAGAGCUGACUGGGGAAGUAUUCAAAUGUGGGAAGGCCCCAAACAUGUAGAACCAGGAAACAUACAGGUGGAUGGUUGCCAUGGAGAUGCAUACUAUUUCAGGUGUGUGUGAGAGAGAAGGCGGUGGGGGACGAGGCUCAGUAGAUAUCUUGUGAUCCAUCUUGUCAGUUGUGCUCCUUAUUUAAGGGGGUGUUUCCAAGGUAGGGUGGGCUUUACCCUCUGUCGUGAGGGAAUGUGAUUGGUUUAGAGGUGAGGUGGGAGGGUGGGUCAGGUGAACUGGUGACCUUUGAUUGGCUAGUCCCAUCCUUCUGUACCUCUUCUCGACUGGACCAAACGAGCACCCAGAGCAGGUGCUGUUGUCUUGACAACCCUGGUUGAUUUAAUUGAGCGUGAGAAGGGGUUCUCCCUCCUGUUGUCUUAAACUGUGGCAACGCAGGUCUGUAUUUCUGUAUGCCAUAGUGUAACAGUGAAUGUUCAAUAUGCUGCUGCUUCGACUCAAAGAUGAAGAUAUUUCUGUAUGUUCCUUUAAUACACUGUGUUCACACAUGCAACUCGGUAAAGGAAGCAAUGUGUGGACUCGUUCAGGAGUGUUUGCAAGGCUGAGUAGAGACACCCUCUCCAAAGGUGAGAGAGAACAGCGUCAACACGUCAAGAACAUAGACAAGACAACGCAAACACUAAAUUAAAAACAAACAAUAUUGUUCAUCAACCUCAGAACACCUCAGACCAGAGAUACCUCAGACUCUUUUCUGUGUACUUCUGUAAUGUAUUCCGUUAGUUGUGUUAACUUGUAGUAACUAUAUUUUAACGUGAUUUUUUUCUUGCUUUUAUGAUGAAUUGAUUGGUAAGGGAGUUUUUGGGAAAAGUACCAAAUUCCCAACUCUUUAGAAGAAGUGCUACCAUGUUUCCUGCGGUGUGAAGGGGUUUCCUUUGUAAAUAGAUAUACAUAUGGGAUCCUGCCUGUCCAGUCCUUGCACAUUACACAUACUCUGUGUGUGUGCUGGUCUCCUCUCCUCCUGGGAUAGUCGGCCUGCAUAGACUACCCUCUCCCUUCCAGCAUACACUGAAGCCGUCAUAGCACCCGAGUCCUGGUGACCUCUAGACAAUGAAAGAAAAGAGAUAAACCAUGAAGUUAUCAAAACGAAAGCCAAGAGACAUGAGCUGAACCAUUUACUUUUCUUCUAUAAAAAAACUCCAACAUGC